AGCUCAAUUGUUGAUCAGAUCACAUCUAAGGGAUUUAGGAGCACAGAAGAGCCGAGAUUUGAGGAAAGGCAACCCACUGAAUCCACCCACACUCCUCCUCCUCAUCCACACCCACAUUACAAUACAGCUCUGACAGAAAGAAAUCAGAACGAAACAGAAAAUUAUCAGAUCGAUUUUCCUCUCGCCUGGCCUGCCUUCUGUUAAAAAAAGAGAAAAGGCACGAGAGAGAGAGACCCGAACCAGCUGGAUUUGUUCCGCCCUCACCCCACCCCGCUCCGGCUGCUCAGUUUCCCUCCUCCCCUGCCUUCUUCUUUUUUUCUUUCUUAAAAUUCUUUCCCCCAUUUUAUACUGCCGCCGCCGCCGCCGCCGCCGUGUUUGCGCCCUGGAGAUGUCCUUCCCCCAGCUGGGUUACCCGCAGUAUCUCAGCGCCAGCCAGGCGGUGUACGGGAGCGAUCGGCCCGGGGUGCUGGCUGCCGCUGCCGCUGCCGCCGCCGCUGCUGCUGCCUCAGGCCGGCCUGGGGGCGCGGAGCUGGGGAGCGGCUCGGCUGCUGUCACUUCGGUGCUGGGCAUGUACGCGAGUCCCUACAGCGCCCCCAACUAUAGCGCCUUCCUGCCCUACACCGCCGACCUCAGCCUCUUCUCCCAGAUGGGCUCCCAGUAUGAAUUGAAGGAUAAUCCAGGUGUCCACCCUGCUACCUUUGCUGCCCACACUGCCCCUGGCUAUUACCCCUAUGGACAGUUCCAAUAUGGGGACCCAGGGCGGCCCAAGAAUGCCACCAGGGAGAGCACUAGCACCCUGAAAGCCUGGCUGAAUGAGCACAGGAAGAACCCCUACCCCACCAAGGGCGAGAAGAUCAUGCUGGCCAUCAUCACCAAGAUGACCCUCACCCAGGUCUCCACCUGGUUCGCCAACGCCAGGAGGAGACUCAAGAAGGAGAACAAAGUAACUUGGGGAGCAAGGAGUAAGGACCAAGAAGAUGGUAACCUCUUUGGGAGUGACAACGAGGGAGACCCCGAAAAGAACGAAGACGACGAAGAAAUCGACCUGGAAAGCAUAGACAUUGAUAAAAUCGAUGAGAAUGAUGGGGAGCAGAGUAAUGAAGAAGAGGAGGAGAAAUCUGAGCUCCUGCGACAAAGCAGCGAAGAUGAACAUUUGGAGAAAGAAAAGGGUUUGUCAUUGUCAGCGUCUGAAGGUCUUAAACCCAAAGACUCUUUCUCUCUGGUAAAGGAGGCCUCUGACAACAGUACACGAAUCAUAAACCCCAAUGGACAGAAUAAUUUACAGGUGCCACCUCACAUCAAACCCAAGAUUUGGUCUUUGGCAGAGACAGCAACCAGCCCUGAUGGCGCCCUGAAGUCUUCCCCUCCUCCCCCUUCUCAUUCCCAGGUUAACCACACUUCCACCCAGAUUCAGCAUCCGGCUUUCCUCCCUAGCCAUGGACUCUACACAUGCCAGAUUGGCAAAUUUCACAACUGGACAAAUGGGGCUUUCCUCACUCAGAGUUCCUUGUUAAAUGUGAGGUCUUUUUUGGGAGUAAACCACCAUCAUGCCGCUCAUCAUAACCACCAUAUCCAGGCCCAUCAACAGCCUUCCGUGUUAACAGCAACUUUGGGAGCCCUAAGCAGUGAAAAACCUACAGAGAGGACCAGUCCCAAACACAUAGAAAGAGAAAAUGCACCAAGGACUGAAACCCCACCCCAGCAGUUAAAAUCGCCUUUCCAGCCUGUGCGUGACAACUCUUUGGCUCAGCAAGAGGGAACACCGCGAAUUUUAACAGCUCUCCCUUCUGCUUGAUUAAAUGGGUUGGUGAAAAAAAUAUUUCAGAGACUGGUAUAAAGGACAAAAAAUAUUUGAAACGAUAUAAACGACUCCCAUCAAUCUCUCUUUGCAAUAAGGUGGUGCAAAUCCAUAAAAGCAAUCAUACAAAUCUGUAGAUGGAUCCCCCUUCUCCAUUGUACCAUUUCAGAUCGUGUUACUCUAACCAUUCUUGAAUUAUUUGUUUGGUAAAUGUUUCCCAUGUGUUUGUGUUUUUUCUGUAUAUAGAGUGAUUUCAGAUUGUAUAUAGGGCGUC
Gopherus flavomarginatus (Mexican gopher tortoise) is the source of this 2072-nucleotide messenger RNA. RefSeq names its product iroquois homeobox 1 (gene IRX1). Lineage: Eukaryota; Metazoa; Chordata; Testudines; Testudinidae. Gene Ontology annotation, molecular function: DNA-binding transcription factor activity, RNA polymerase II-specific; RNA polymerase II cis-regulatory region sequence-specific DNA binding. The coding region runs from base 389 to 1795 and encodes 468 amino acids. The transcript is spliced from 4 exons. The record is from RefSeq and is a predicted model, not a curated record. Gene Ontology annotation, cellular component: nucleus. Gene Ontology annotation, biological process: regulation of transcription by RNA polymerase II; neuron differentiation; cell development.